This is a messenger RNA of Penicillium riverlandense, 2022 nucleotides long. Its product is annotated as THO complex subunit THO1/HPR1. The transcript is spliced from 4 exons. The coding region runs from base 1 to 2022 and encodes 673 amino acids. NCBI's taxonomy places the organism in Eukaryota, Fungi, Ascomycota, Eurotiomycetes, Eurotiales, Aspergillaceae. Gene Ontology annotation, cellular component: THO complex part of transcription export complex. Gene Ontology annotation, biological process: mRNA export from nucleus; regulation of DNA-templated transcription elongation. The record is from RefSeq and is a predicted model, not a curated record.
AUGGAUGUGGACGCUGUGCAGGUUUACCGGAAACUGGUCGACAGUCUCCUGGACCGCGCCGCGCAAGUCAAGCCGGACCAGCACAUCGAGCCUCCGCUGACCGAAACACUCCUGGGCGACGCGAUCUGGCAUGUUUCCGGGCCGGACGAGGAUAUUGUCAAGCAGCUGAACCAGCAGACCCAGCUUGCUGCUGUAGAAAUCGCCUUUCGCGAGAGGUUCUAUCGCGUUCUGGCGUCUACCUCAAUCGACGAACCUGCUUUCAUUCAGAUCUGGAAUCUCCUCGAUAUCGUCUCCAUUUUCUCUGACAACGAACAAUGCGAACCAGGUCUGAUCUUCUGGCUUAUUGAGGAACUCCUCGACAGCCAGACCAUUGACGGCUGUCGCAAGGUGUUUGACUAUCUAGAGUCGCGACGAGAACGAAACACAGCGAAACAUUUCAAACAGAAGAGCCUGAUUAUUCUCAGAUCAUGCAACGAGCUUCUGCGCAGGUUGUCCCGUGCGGAAGAUACAGUAUUCUGCGGUCGAGUGUUCAUCUUCCUCUUUCAGAGCUUCCCGCUGGGAGAUAAGAGUUCCGUCAAUCUUCGGGGCGAGUUCCAUACCGAAAAUGUGACCAACUUCGACGAAAUUACGGAAGAGGCCGCCGCGGACGCAACCGAGGAAGACACAGCAAUGAGUGAGGCCAAGGAAGCUUCUGCAGAGGGGCAGGCAGAAGAAGCGGAAGAGCCUCCGCAAAUCCCAAAGGUUGUUGUGUCUACGAGCAAGGACAAGAAGUCCGAGACUGUUGAUCUGAACGCGCUGUAUCCGCUGUUCUGGAGUCUGCAGUCCUAUUUUUCAGCCCCGACCAAAAUGUUCGAUCCUGAACGUUUCACGUCCUUCAAGACCGGGCUCGAAGCCACAUUAUCUGCUUUCAAGAAUAUCAAACCCGAUCUCGAACAGGGUACGGCCCGGGUCUCUGAAGAGGCUCGGAGAUCCAGCAAGCGGAAGCGUUCCACGGAUGAUGUUGAGAUUGCGAGCAGCUUCAACCCGAAAUAUCUGACGAGUCGAGAUCUAUUUGACCUCGAAAUCAGCGACACUGCAUUCAGAAGACACGUUCUUGUCCAGGCACUCAUCCUUAUCGACUUCAUGCUUUCUCUUACGCCCAAAUCCAAAGGCCAGCUUUCGGAUCUGCCGAACAAGUCAGUCCUCUACGGGUUUAUCCUGAAUGAGGACGAUGCCAAAUGGGCAAUGCGGAUGAGGAAGCGAAUCGAGGAGUAUUUGCAGGACGGGGCGGGUGGCAAGUUCUACUAUCGUAUGGUGGACACCGUGCUGUCCAGGGACAAGAAUUGGGUGCGCUGGAAGGCUGAGGGCUGUCCACUGAUCGAAAGGCCCGCCGUCUCGGUGGAAGACUACCUUGCUUCUCGCGAGCAUGCCCUCAAGGCCUACGCUAACAAGCGUCUUCGUCCUUCUCCCAUGGGAGCUCUUGAUCUCAAGUUUCUUUCCGAUGGCGAGUCGUUGGCCAAUUUGGAGCGGCUCAAGGAAUCAGACCGAUACUCCGUUCCCGCGGCGGAUUCGUUCAUGAUGAGCAUUAUGGAUGACGAAAUGGACAUGGACAUGGCGCAGACCAAAGAGGAGAAAGACAGUGCGGAACAGUCCAAGGCAAGCAAAGCCUGGCGAAUCCUUCGUCUCUCUGCGAAGACCAAACUCGCUGCCUUCGAGAAGAUCGAGGACGGCAAGAACCUAAAGAUUUUGUUUGAGAGCCCUCCGGCACCAGAUACCACAGCCCAGCCUGGUGACGACAUCGCGAAUGACUCGGAAGCCACUCCCCAGGCGACUGAGAGCACUGUGCAAGGCUCAUCCCAACCUCCUCAAGAUCAAGAUCUGGCUCAGAGCACAGAAGCACCAGGAGAAUUGGUCGAGGACAAAAAUGUCAUCGGUGAUGUGAAACAGGAAGCGAGCGGCCCCGAGGCUGAGGACACGAACGAGGAAACCCCUAUCGCUCCUGGCGCCUCGGAUGAUGGCCCCAAGGAGAGCCUGGCAACAUGA